AUGGCCUAUGUCGUGCCAAUCCACCGAGCCAGCAGCAUCCGGCAUGCGCUCAAGCUGCAGUUUCUGAGACCGGAGGAGGAAUCCUUGGUUGUUGCGAAAGCGAAUCGACUGGAAUUCUACUCGUUGACUCCUGAUGGGCUGGUUCUCACUGCUUCGCGGGCCCUUUAUGCCCGGGUGACGAUGCUUGCUCGACUCCCGGCCCCGGCCAAUUUCCCUACCGAUCACCUCUUCGUCGGAACCGAUCAAUACAGUUAUUUUACAUUAUCGUGGGAUAUCGAGAAGAACCAGGUUCGCACGGAGCGAAAUUUCGUCGAUAUUUCCGAUCCCUCAGCCCGGGAAUCCCAAACAGGCAACCGAUGCCUUAUCGACCCAAGCGGACGGUUUAUGACGCUAGAGAUCCACGAGGGUGUAAUUGUGGUCGUUCCUAUCGUGCAACUGCCGACAAGGAAGAAGGGGAGGAGUAUAACGGUGGAUUCUGGUCCCAAUGCGCCGCGAAUCGGGGAGUUGGGGGAACCGGUGCUUUCGAGGAUAGAGGAGUUGUUUGUUCGCUCUUCGGCCUUCCUGCAUGUGCAGUCGGAUAAGCCGCGUAUGGCACUGCUGUACGAAGAUAACCAGAAGAAGGUUAGGUUGAAGGUUCGGGAGCUUCAUUAUACAACAGGCACGGCUAGUACGCCUACCGAAGCAGUGUUUAAGGAGCCGGAGCCUUUUUUGCAGGAAUUGGAUCUGGGUGCCUCUCAUUUGAUACCUGUUCCAGCUCCACUAGGCGGUCUGUUGAUACUAGGGGAGACAUCGAUCAACUAUGUCGACGUCGAUAAUAAUGAGAGCUUCUCUCGAUCUCUUGAUGACGCGACUAUCUUCGUCGCGUGGGAACAAGUGGAUAGUCGACGAUGGCUGCUAGCGGAUGAUUACGGAAGACUAUUCAUCCUGACGCUUGUGCUGGAUUCGAACAACCAAAUUGGCAGCUUGAAGCUGGAUCAUCUGGGCAACACAUCCCGGGCUUCUGUCUUUGUCUAUCUUGGUGGAGGUAUUCUUUUCGUUGGGUCUCACCAAGGAGACUCUCAGGUGAUUCGGCUUGAAAAAGACUCGCUCGAAGUCAUUCAAACUUUGUCGAACAUCGCUCCUAUCUUGGACUUUACAAUAAUGGAUCUUGGAAACCGGACAAGUGAAAGUCAAACGCAUGAGUUCUCGUCGGGACAAGCUCGUAUCAUCUCUGGUUCAGGUGCCUUUGACGAUGGGACUCUGCGAAGUGUGCGUAGCGGUGUGGGCAUGGAAGACUUGGGUUUAUUGGGUGAUAUGGAUCAUAUCACGGAUCUAUGGGGCUUACAAUCGGGGAAUACAGCUGGUGACAUUCUUGACACGCUGCUCGUUACGUUUGUCGACGAAACACGAGUUUUCCGCUUCGGUCCUGAUGGCGAGGUUGAGGAAUUAGAUGACUUCCUUGGUUUAAGCCUUUCAGAAAACACGAUUCUUGCUGCCAACCUACCAGGAGGACGGAUAUUGCAGGUUACUGAACGGAAAGUCCUGAUUGCAGAGAUCGAAAGCGGAAUGGUGACUUUCGAGUGGAUGCCACCAAACGAGCAGAUUAUCACAGCUGCCUCAUCUAACGAUGACACUGCAGUCCUUGUGACGGGUGGUCGAGCGUUGAUAGUCUUUAAUGUCAGAAAUGAUGCUCGGGUCAUUGCCCAGAAAGAGUACAGCGCAGACACUCAAAUCUCUGGUGUCACAGUUCCCUCUUCGCCCACGGGAGUUUGUAUUGCGGCUUUCCCUCAGUUAGCGCAGGUUUCAGUUCUCCAAUUGAAGGAUCUACAAGAGUUGCAGACAAAGUCACUUGGUCCUGCUGGUGAAGCUUUCCCUCGGUCAGUUCUUGUCACCGAUGUCCACCAGGCAGGUGUUCCUACGCUGUUUAUCUCGAUGGCCGAUGGCACUGUCGUCACUUUCUCAUUCAACGUUCAAGAUUUCUCUUUGACGGGUAUGAACAAGUUGAUUCUUGGAUCUGAGCAGCCUAUCUUCAAGAAGAUCCCUCGAGGACACGGGUUGUACAACGUGUUUGCAACGUGCGAAAACCCAAGUUUGAUCUAUGGCUCUGAGGGCCGAAUAAUCUACUCCGCCGUCAACUCUGGGGGCGCUUCGCGUGUCUGCCAUUUCCAUUCCGAAGCGUAUCCCGAAGCGAUCGCGGUUGCGACUGCUCAUGACCUGAAAAUUGCCCUAGUAGACAAAGAGAGGACGACCCAAAUCCAGACACUCCCGAUCGGAGCUACUGUCCGCCGUGUUGCCUACUCAUCUCACGAAAAGGCAUUCGGUAUCGGUACCAUCGAACGAAAACUGGUCCAAGGGGCGGAGAUUGUUAAGAGCCAAUUUGUGCUUGCUGAUGAAAUCCUCUUCCGUCGGUUGGACGCCGUUGACCUUAAAGAAGAGGAGUUGGUGGAGAGCGUGAUUCGCGCUGAAUUCGCUGCUGGCAAGGACGAGACUGGGAAAGAUGUGGUCAAGGAUCGGUUCGUUGUCGGCACGGCUUAUUUGGAUGACGAGGAAGAUGAAUCCAUUCGAGGACGGAUAUUGGUGUUUGAGGUUGAUAAUGGUCGGAAGUUGACGCAGGUUGCUGAGCUUCCUGUCAAGGGUGCUUGUCGGGCUUUGGCUAUGAUGGGGGAGAAGAUUGUUGCGGCGCUUGUUAAGACGGUCGUCGUCUACAAAGUGGUAAACAACAACUUCGGAUCAAUGAAGCUUGAAAAACUCGCCAGCUACAGGACCUCAACGGCACCCGUGGACGUGACGGUAACAGGAGACAUUGUUGCAGUGUCUGACCUGAUGAAGAGUGUCUCCAUUGUACAAUACAAGGAAGGCCAGAACGGCCUCCCCGGCUCCAUGACUGAAGUAUCCCGACAUUUCCAGACCGUUUGGGGUACAGGCGUUGCCUGCAUCGCGGAGGAUACUUUCCUCGAAAGCGAUGCUGAGGGCAAUUUGGUCGUCCUCCGUCGUAAUGUCAAUGGCGUGACGGAUGAUGACAAGCGCCGACUUGAGGUGACCAGCGAGAUCUCGCUGGGCGAAAUGGUCAACCGGAUUCGACCGGUGAAUAUCCAGCAGCUGGCUAGUGUGACUGUGACUCCACGGGCUUUCUUGGGAACGGUCGAAGGCUCAAUCUACCUCUUCGCCGUGAUCAACCCCGAACAUCAAGACUUCCUUAUGCGCCUUCAAGUCAUAAUCGCCUCCUUCGUCGACUCCCUCGGUGCCCUGCCAUUCAACAAGUUCCGCGGAUUCCGGAGCAUGGUUAGGGAAGCUGAUGAGCCGUUCCGGUUUGUGGAUGGGGAGCUGAUUGAGCGGUUCUUGGACUGUGAUGCGCACGUGCAGAAGGAGAUUGUGUCGAGGGUGGGUGGGAUGGAUGUUGAUGGGGUUAAGGCGAUGAUUGAGGCGUUAAGAAGAUUGCAUUAG
This is a messenger RNA of Aspergillus glaucus CBS 516.65, 3423 nucleotides long. Its product is annotated as DDB1/RSE1 family protein. Lineage: Eukaryota; Fungi; Ascomycota; Eurotiomycetes; Eurotiales; Aspergillaceae. The coding region runs from base 1 to 3423 and encodes 1140 amino acids. The record is from RefSeq and is a predicted model, not a curated record. Gene Ontology annotation, molecular function: protein binding; nucleic acid binding. The transcript is spliced from 5 exons. Gene Ontology annotation, biological process: proteasome-mediated ubiquitin-dependent protein catabolic process; DNA repair. Gene Ontology annotation, cellular component: site of double-strand break; nucleus.